This is a messenger RNA of Lathyrus sativus (Indian pea), 2364 nucleotides long. Lineage: Eukaryota; Viridiplantae; Streptophyta; Magnoliopsida; Fabales; Fabaceae. The record is from the annotation of a GenBank genome assembly.
AUGAAGAAGAAUGCAUCACCACUUUCUUCAGAGCGUUGCAUGUCUGUUACCUCCCCUCUUCUUGAUUUGGAAAAGGAAUCUGAGAUAUCAAGUGGUGAAGGGUCUCAAAAUAGGGUCAUAGAAUUAGAAGAUGAAGUGAAAGAUGAAUAUAGCAUUAAUGAUAGUCCUAUUGAGCAAGUGAGACUAACAGUUCCAAUCACUGAUGACCCUUCUCAGCCAGCACUCACUUUUCGGACAUGGAUUCUGGGACUAGCUUCAUGUGUGCUCCUUGCAUUUGUGAACCAAUUCUUAGGCUACAGAACCAACCCUUUGAAAAUCACUUCUGUCUCUGCUCAGAUUAUUACACUCCCACUUGGGAAACUUAUGGCUGCAACACUUCCCACAAAACCAAUUCAAGUCCCUUUCACAGAUUUGUCUUUUUCGUUGAAUCCGGGGCCAUUCUCUUUGAAGGAACACGCGUUGAUAACUAUCUUUGCUAGCUCAGGAUCUAGUGGUGUUUAUGCAAUUAACAUCAUCACAAUUGUCAAGGCUUUCUAUCACAGAAGUAUCAAUCCAGUAGCAGCGUAUAUGUUAGCACUAUCGACUCAGAUGCUAGGGUAUGGAUGGGCUGGAAUUUUCAGAAGGUUCCUUGUCGAUUCGCCUUACAUGUGGUGGCCUGAAAACCUUGUGCAAGUCUCUCUAUUUAGAGCAUUUCAUGAAAAAGAAAAAAGGCCUAAAGGAGGAACUUCUAGGCUGCAAUUCUUUUUCAUAGUCUUUGUAGCUAGCUUUGCAUAUUACAUUGUCCCGGGCUAUUUUUUCCAAGCAAUAUCGACUGUGUCUUUUGUUUGCUUGAUUUGGAAAAAUUCUAUCACUGCGCAACAGAUCGGAUCGGGCAUGAAAGGCCUUGGCGUUGGUUCAUUUGGCCUGGACUGGAACACGGUUGCUGGCUUCAUAGGUAGUCCUUUGGCUGUUCCUGGCUUUGCCAUCAUCAACAUAAUGGCUGGAUUCUUAUUGUAUAUGUAUGUUUUAAUUCCAAUUUCCUAUUGGAACAAUUUAUACGAUGCUCAAAAAUUUCCUAUCAUUAGCUCUCACACAUUUGAUUCUACCGGUGCAACUUACAAUAUUACUCAGAUCCUCAAUACCAAAACUUUUGACAUUGAUAUGGACAGUUACAACAAUUACAGCAAAAUCUAUCUUAGUGUCACAUUUGCGUUCCAAUACGGAAUGAGCUUUGCAGCUCUUACAGCCACAAUUUCGCAUGUUGUCCUUUUCCAUGGAGAAAUGAUUCUUCAGAUGUGGAAAAAGACGGCAAGUUCACUAGAAAAACUCGGAGAUGUCCAUACAAGAAUAAUGAAGAAAAACUAUGAACAGGUUCCUGAAUGGUGGUUUGUUUCCAUUCUAAUUCUAAUGGUUAUGAUGGCUUUAGUAGCUUGCGAAGGCUUUGGCAGGCAACUUCAACUUCCAUGGUGGGGAAUCUUACUUUCUCUAGCAAUUGCAUUAGUUUUCACUUUACCGAUUGGCGUCAUUGAAGCAACAACAAACAUAAGAACAGGUCUCAAUGUGAUCACAGAGUUGGUUAUCGGUUUCAUCUAUCCAGGAAAACCACUAGCUAAUGUAGCUUUCAAAACGUACGGCCAUAUCAGCAUGGUACAAGCACUUGCUUUUCUUGGCGACUUCAAAUUAGGCCACUAUAUGAAAAUUCCACCAAAAUCAAUGUUCAUUGUGCAGCUUGUAGGCACAGUAGUUUCUUCAUCUAUUCACUUUGGAACAGCAUGGUGGCUUCUAACAUCUAUCGAGAACAUAUGUGAUGAAUCAUUGUUGCCAAAAGGUAGUCCUUGGACAUGUCCUGGUGAUGAUGUGUUCUACAAUGCUUCCAUCAUAUGGGGAGUUGUAGGGCCAAAGAGAAUGUUUACGAAAGACGGCAUUUAUCCUGGGAUGAAUUGGUUUUUCCUUAUUGGUCUACUUGUACCUGUUCCAGUGUGGCUUCUAUCAAUCAAAUUUCCCAACCAAAAGUGGAUUCAACUUAUUAACUUUCCUAUUAUCAUUGCAGGCGCAUCUAGCAUUCCACCAGUGAGAUCUGUGAAUUAUAUAAGUUGGGGAAUUGUUGGAAUAUUUUUCAAUUUCUAUGUGUAUAGAAAGUUCAAAGCUUGGUGGGCUAGACAUACUUAUAUUCUAUCAGCUGGUUUAGAUGCUGGAGUUGCUUUUAUGGGUUUAUUACUUUAUUUUGCUCUUCAAUCUUAUGGUAUUUUUGGUCCAACAUGGUGGGGUCUUGAAGCAGAUCACUGCCCUUUGGCCAUAUGCCCCACAGUUCCAGGUUUACAUGCAGAGGGUUGUCCUGUCAUUGACUUCCAUGUUACCAUUCCAUUACCAAUAUUGCCAAGUUAA